Molecule: messenger RNA, 1276 nt
Organism: Lolium rigidum
Lineage: Eukaryota; Viridiplantae; Streptophyta; Magnoliopsida; Poales; Poaceae
Exons: 4
Coding region: 1-1050 (349 amino acids)
Source: RefSeq, a predicted model, not a curated record
AUGAGUGACGGCGAUGCAGCAGGGGCCAAGAGGGAGGCCGAGGAGGCGGCGAAGAGGAAGAGGGAGUCCGUGCUCAGCUACUGGGGUGCCGUGGUGAAGGAUGACCGGAAGCUCUGCAAGUUCGAUCUCGGCUCCCUGGAGAGAAAAAUGUUCUCUUGGUCCGUCCAGGAUAUCUUCAACAGGGACCUCCUCAGGCAGCAGUCUGCUCAAAUUUUAUUUGAAAUGAGAACUGAUGAAGUAGUGUGGAAAUUCAUGCAGGUCAAGAGCAUACCGGAUACCUUCACGUCAUUACACACUUAUCUGGACUCGUUCAAAUGCCCUCUGAUUGAAGAAGUACAUGCUGAUCUCUUCUCAUCAUUGGACGGUUAUGCUCAGGCAAACUAUAUACAGAUAGUCUGGAUGGAGAAGCUUGAUGAUGAGAAAUCAAUAUUCUGUUUUGAGGUUUCUAAGCCAUCAAAGGAUCAGAAAUCGAGGGAGACAUAUGACCCCAAAGAGGGGGACAUAAUAGUUAUGUCCUUGCAGAAACCGCAUCAUGUGUCUGAUUUGAAACAAAAUAAGGCAUCGUAUGUUUUAGGUUCAGUUCUAAAAUGUGAAGACAAAGAAGAUGGAGAUUUCCCACCCAAUUGCUGUAUUGUUCGGUUUUCAUCUGCUAUUCCUGUUGAAGUAGAUCCGGAAACAAAAAUACCUAUGGAGCCAUCAUUUGCUGUGUUCCUCAUAAAUAUGAAGACAUUCACCCGUAUAUGGGACUGCCUUCAUAUGGAAAUAGGUGAUCCGAACAGGAGGACUAGUACUGGUAUCAUCAAUCUAGCGUGGAAGUACAAGCCAAAGGUAGUGGACAGCUCUUCGUGCUCCCAGAUAUCUCAAUGUUUUGCUCGUAGAUCAAUUGAUGGUCUUGGCCUUGAGAAGUUUAACCUAAAUGAUUCACAGCUGAACGCAGUAGCAGACUGUGCCUCAGAAAUGGAGAACUACUCACCUUCCCUAAAACUCAUUUGGGGCCCCCCUGGGACAGGCUUGUUGGAGAGUCUUCAGAUGGCAGCGUCUGCUUUCUGAAUGACAUUGUCCUGUUUGGAAACAAAGAUAGGAUGAAGAUAGAUGAUAGUGAUGAUCUUUCCAUGGUAUUCCUUGACUCACGUGCAGAGCGUUUGCUGUCAUGUUACGUCCCAAACACUGGUUGGAGGCAUUGCUUAUGUGCACUGAUAGAUCUUCUAGAGAAUCCUGUGACCAAAUAUAAGCUGCACAUAGGGUAUAUUCUUGAGGAAGUGAAAUAUAGGGACAG